Zasmidium cellare ATCC 36951 is the source of this 915-nucleotide messenger RNA. RefSeq lists its product as uncharacterized. The coding region runs from base 1 to 915 and encodes 304 amino acids. The transcript has 2 exons. The record is from RefSeq and is a predicted model, not a curated record. Lineage: Eukaryota; Fungi; Ascomycota; Dothideomycetes; Mycosphaerellales; Mycosphaerellaceae.
AUGACGACGCAAGUCCUCAUGUUCUCGCAGCCUCGGACGGCAUGCCAUGUCCUGGAGCGGGUGCUUUCGAAACAAUCGGAUACUGUCUAUUUUGGUCAUGCUUUCCAGGAGUCAAUCCCCAUAGCUGCAGAGUGGGAGAGCAAAAAGUCUUGUCUUGAUGGCAUGCCCGAGCCUGAGAAAGCAAAGUACGAGGCUGCUGUUGCAAGGGAAUGUAAUCGGUGGAAGCAGGAGCUUGACGCUGCGGCAAGCAAAAACCAGAAGCUUUUCUUGCACACUCAUCCGUACUUCAUCACCUCAAGGGAACGUGCCCUUGAGUAUCUCAAAUCUCCAAAGGAUGACCAGCUCGCUACCGAAAAGCAAGUCUUGGUUCCAGAUGAGCUUCUCCUCCAUUCUGGUGUUCGGCCCUUUUUCGUCAUUCGUCACCCCUACCUGUGGAUUCCGUCGGCUGUACGUGCUACUACUUCGAACUUGAAGUUUGGCGGAUUUGGUGAUGGUGGCAAGAGUAUCUACUACUUGGUCGGGAGUUUGACAUGGUCUCGGGAAUUGUUUGAUUGGUAUCAAAGCAAGGGUGUGAUACCCGCUGUCGUCGACGCAGAAGACUUCCUCGGAGACGAAGCUUACGUGCGGCAUCUAUGCGAUAAGAUUGGCCUCAAUCCGGCCGAAGUGGUGCUAUCAUGGGAGAAGGACGCAGAAACGUUCGAUGAAGAGAUGCCUGAGCUUUUGCGUAACGUGCAGAAGAAUCUGUUGGACUCAUCGGGAGCAAAGGCGGGCCGCAAAGCGAAGGACAUUGAUUUGCAGGCAGAGCAAGUCAAGUGGGAUGCCGAGUUCGGAGAGGACUCCCGACUUGUGCGAGAGUUGGUCGACCUGGCUAUGCCGCACUAUGAGUACCUGUGGAAGCAGAGACUUGCCAUGUAG